UCGCUCGCCCAGCACGGCAGCAGAGCCAGCAAGCGUCACCGACCUCACUCCGCUCGCUCAUCGCGAUCCUCAAACACACACGCACUUCCGUCAUGCGCACGGCCGUGCUUUUCGCCUCGCUGGCGCCGCUCGCCGCCCUCGCACUGCCCGUCACCUCGCCGGCUGACGUGCUGUGGCAGCGCGCCUCCUCGAGCGUCACCAGCGAUGGGUCUGCUUUGCAGGGCCGAUCUUUUGAUUAUGUCGUCGUUGGCUGCGGUCUCGGCGGCAUGGUCACUGCCGCUCGCCUCUCCGAGGACGGCGCCAGCGUGCUCUGCAUCGAGGCGGGCGACGACAUUCGCAACGACCCCGAUGUGACGAACGUCGCUCGCUACUCCGACGUCGUCGGCAGCUCAAAGAACUGGAAGUACCAGACCGUGGCGCAGCCUCAGGCGAACGGACGCCAGCUGCAGGUCAGCGCCGGCCGUGGCCUCGGCGGCUCGACGAGCAUCAACGGCGGCGCACUUACCCGCAGCGCGGCGGGCCAGCUCGAUGCGCUGCAGGAGCUGGGCAACGACGGCUGGAACUGGGACUCCGUGCUCGAGGCGAUGAAGAAGAGCGAGAAAUUCCAUGCGCCUGACUCGAGCCAAGCCUCGGCGGGCGCCGCGUGGAAUUCGUCUGUUCAUGGCGUCGACGGUCCUCUCGACAUCUCUUUCCCCGACACGAUGUAUCGUGGCGAGCCUCCGAAGAAGUUUGUCGCCGCUGUGACGAGCGCGCUUGGCGUCGAGCUCGUCAACGACCUCGGCAACGGCGAGCAGCCGGCAGUUGCAUGGACCCCGAACACCAUCAAGCCAUACUCUGGCGAUGCCCAGACGCGCGUCUCCUCGGCAACGGCCUACCUCUCGCCGAUCGAGUACGAUCGCGAGAACCUCGUCGUGCUCACGGGCCACCGCGCCGCAGCCAUCGCCUGGGCCAGCGACUCGGGCGAUGUGAAGCGCGCGGAGUCCGUCUCGAUCUUGUCGUCUGCCGACGCCGAGCCCUUCUCGGUCACCGUGACGAAGGAGGUUGUGCUGGCAGCCGGCGCCAUCCGCACGCCUCUGUUGCUCGAGGCAAGCGGCGUGGGAGACUCGAGUGUCCUCUCGAAGAUUGGCGUGACGCAGCAGAUCGACUUGCCGGCAGUCGGCCGCAACCUCGUUGAGCAGACGAUGGACAGCGUCGGAGGAAGCUCGGCUGGCGAUGCCGAUGGCUCGGGCCCCUCUGCCACGAUCGCGUUCGUGGGCAUCGGCAGUCUCUUCAGCAAUGCGUCAGAUGUGCGCUCGUCCGUCGAGAGCCAGCUGGACGGCUGGGCGCAGCAGGCCGUUGACGCCGGGGCGCACAGCAGCAAGGCGGGCCUGCUCAAGCAGUACCAGAAGCAGGUCAAAGGCAUCUUCGAUGGCGGUUGGGGCGUCUUUGAGCUGUUCAGCGACAUCGGCUACCCAGCACCUUUCGGAAUCGACAGCUGGGCGCUGCUGCCGUUUUCGAGAGGCUCCGUGCACAGCACCUCUGCGUCGCCGUUUGCCGACCCCGAGCUCGACCCGCGCUACUUCACCAUUCCCUUCGACAUGGACGUCCAGGUCGCCGGCCUGCGCGCCGCACGCCGCGUGCUGCAGGCAAUGGGCGUCGACGAGCAGAUUCCCGGCUUCGACACCAUCCCCGACGGCAGCAAUCACGGGCGCUACAGCCGCUGGGAGGACUGGGUGCGCGACGGGUUCUCUUCUGUUGCUCACCCCAUCGGAACCGCCGCGAUGAUGCCUCGCGAAGACGGCGGCGUCGUCGAUGAGCAGCUGCGCGUCUACAGCACUUCCAACGUGCGCGUCAUCGACGCCUCGGUGUUGCCGAUGCAACAGUCGACCCAUCUCAGCAGCGUCCUCUACGGCAUUGCCGAGCGUGGCGCCGAGCUCAUCAAGGCCGCCAACUAGACUUCUUCCUUUCAUACACCUUACAUUGAGAGCUCGCCCACUCAUUGGUGCUCGCAGCGGCUCACA
This is a messenger RNA of Tilletiopsis washingtonensis, 2000 nucleotides long. RefSeq names its product alcohol oxidase. Bases 93 to 1934 code for a protein of 613 amino acids. Gene Ontology annotation, molecular function: oxidoreductase activity, acting on CH-OH group of donors; flavin adenine dinucleotide binding. NCBI's taxonomy places the organism in Eukaryota, Fungi, Basidiomycota, Exobasidiomycetes, Entylomatales. The transcript is spliced from 3 exons. The record is from RefSeq and is a predicted model, not a curated record.